GACAUUGAACACAACAUGCUGCUGAGGAGCUGCUGCGCCGUCUGGUUACUGUCAGCCAUCGCUGCUGCUGCAGUGUUUGUAGAGAAGCAUGAGGCCAACGGCGUGCUGCAAAGAUGGCGGCGAGCAAACAGCGGCUUCCUAGAGGAGCUAAAACAAGGAAACCUGGAAAGGGAAUGCAUCGAGGAGAUCUGCGACUACGAGGAGGCUCGAGAGGUUUUCGAGGACGAAGACACGACGAAGCAGUUCUGGCUGACGUACGAACGUCGUGACCCCUGCUUGGAUAACCCGUGUCAAAACAACGCCACAUGUAUCUACAUGAGGACGUCCUACCAGUGUUUAUGUCCUGAGGGCUUUGCGGGACAAUAUUGUGAGACAGUGGUAGAAGACUUACUGAAGUGUCUAUACCAGAACGGACACUGUGAGCAUUUCUGCGACGGCUCGGGUGAGCGCAGUAAAUGUUCCUGCGCUGACGGAUACAAGCUGGGAGCGAACGGACGCCAGUGUAUCGCUCAGGUGGAGUAUCCGUGUGGUCGGCUGGCUCCACAGAAAACGGACCUGAACCAGAGCGUCGUGGGUCAGACCCGGCUGGUGGGAGGUAACCACUGCCCCAAAGGAGCGUGUCCUUGGCAGGUUCUGGUUCAGUUACAUGGAGACAGCCACUGUGGAGGUGUUCUAAUCAAUCCGGACUGGGUCGUCACUGCUGCCCACUGUAUCCACGGCAACAACCCCCAAAACCUCACUGUGGUUGCAGGGGAACACAACUUGGACGUGGAAGAGGGCACAGAACAGAGGAUACCUGUUGCCAUGGCGAUCGCCCAUGAAGGCUACGUCCCGGAGACUGGUGACAGCGACGUCGCCUUGCUGAAGCUGAUUCGGUCCGUCGCCUUGGACCGCCACGCCAUCCCCGUCUGCCUGCCGACCGCAGACUUCGCCCGGCAGGAGCUCCUGCUGUCCCGCUACCACACCGUGUCCGGCUGGGGCAAGAAGACCACUGGGGGCAACAAGGAGCCCGGUGCCACGCACGCCGCCCCGUUGUCCCCCAUCCUCCGCAAACUUUCCGUCCCAAUCAUCCAGAACUCCCAGUGCUCCCACAGGGCCCAGUUCAACUUCACCCACAACAUGCUGUGUGCGGGAUACCUGGAGGGCGGCCAGCAGAGUUGCCGCGGUGACGACGGGAGCCCGCUGGUCACACUCUACGGCUCCACCCACUUCCUUACGGGCGUGGUCGGCUGGGGGCGGGGCUGUUCACACCCAGGGUAUUACGGGGUGUACGCCAACAUGGCCAACUUUGUGGAGUGGGUACGGGGCAUCAUGACGACAGCAGCCAAUGAGAAUCCACCGGAGAGCGCUGCAGCGCCGACCUCGGACUUACUGAAGCAGAAACUUGUUUGUUUCUACAGCCGAGCUCACCAUCCAUCCGGGGCCAUGUUUUGGUUUCACCGACUGUCCCUCGGCCUCCUGCUGCUCCACCUGGCCGCCGCUCACGCAGUCUUCUUGGACGGCAAGGUGGCCAGUCAGGUGCUGAUGCGGCGGAGACGAGCCAACAGCUUUUUCGAGGAGGUUAAACAAGGCAACAUGGAGAGGGAGUGUUUGGAGGAGCGUUGCAACUGGGAGGAGGCGCGAGAGAUCUUCGAAAACGCUGAGAAAACUAAUGAAUUCUGGGCCAAAUAUGUCGAUGGCGAUGCCUGUGAGUCGAUGCCCUGUGCAAACCAAGGACUUUGCAAAGACGGGAUAGGAAGCUACGACUGCUACUGCCAGGCCGGGUAUCAGGGCUUCAACUGUGAAAUCGUUAUUCCAGAGCUCUGUGAGAACAAAAAUGGCGGUUGCGAACACUUCUGCAAUGUGGUCCGAGGAAGCGUUCAGUGCUCCUGCACGGACGGAUAUUUCCUGGCAUCAGAUGACAAAUCCUGCAACUCUAACGAGACCUUCAAAUGUGGCGCCAUCAUUACCGAAAACAUCCGGACUGUGUUCAGGUAUGAGCGGCAGAACACAACGGAGGGGAACGCCACCAUGUCGGCCCCCACAGGCACCAACAUUAACUCCACCGAGCAGAAGGAUGUGCCAGACAAUGUAGAUGUCUCAGAGACUUCACGUUUUGAGAACAGCAACAACAGCUUUAUGUCUGGAAACGAGGUUUUCGAGAAAAUGAUCACCAAACAAAUGGCAGCUAUGACCCGCAUUGUCGGCGGAGAGGACUGUCCUCCAGGAGAAUGCCCAUGGCAGGCUCUCCUGCUGAACGAGGAGGACCGAGGGUUCUGCGGAGGAACCAUCCUCAACGAAUACAUCAUUCUGACCGCUGCCCACUGCAUGAACCAAUCACGAUACAUCUACAUCAAGCUCGGUGAGUUUGACGUGUUGGUGGAUCAGGGCAAUGAAGUCACCCACCAUGUGGAAACUAUCAUCACCCACAAUAAAUACAAGCCGGACACCUACCACAAUGACAUCGCACUCAUCAAACUAGCCACGCCCAUCAAGUUCACCAGGUUCAUCCUGCCGGCCUGCAUACCUGAGCAAGAUUUUGCUGAAAAGGUCCUGAUGCGACAGCCGGACGGCAUGGUCAGCGGUUUCGGUCGUCUCGGCGAGGGUCGGCAGCCGUCCACGAUCUUGCAGCGCCUCACUGUCCCCUAUGUGGAUCGAUUAACCUGCUUAGAAUCCACCCAACUACGAAUCUCCGCCCGCAUGUUCUGCGCCGGCUACGACCAAACAGCCAAGGACGCCUGCCAAGGUGACAGCGGCGGGCCGCAUGUCACGCGGUACCGCAACACCUAUUUUGUCACUGGCAUUGUGAGCUGGGGCGAAGGCUGUGCACGCAAAGGCAAAUACGGCGUCUACACCCAGGUGUCCAAGUACAUCCGCUGGAUCCGUGAAGGCAUUGAAAGGCUGAUGCCCAAAGAGAAGAGCGGCAACAGAGUGAAGAGGCACCACGGCGCCAUCAAGAGGCUGGUUCUGUAACGCUGCAGAUUUCACUCUGAUUUCCACUGAGCAGAGCUCGGCCACACUCUGUGCCUCUCAUGUAAUCCUCUAUUUUAUGUUUGAGACUUCUAAAUAGGCACAUUUCAGCCACAGAAACUUAUAAUUUGAGAAAAUGUAUUUUAAAGGCAGUACAGAAAUUCAGCAUUGAUUCAUAUUUUGGCCACUUGGUGGCAGCAGAACAAUCUGUAAAAGCAACAUUCAAUAUUCAUAUUAUCAGUUAUUAUUAAGUAGUUGAGGCUAACAUGUUAGCAAACAGCUGCCUUUCACAUCAGAGCAACACUGACAUUGUUCAUAAUUACUUGUGGGGUUUCUCAGGGUUCUAUUCUUGGGCCUUUAUAUUUUUACUUGUUAAAAGCUGCAUAAAAUUGAUUUUUUUGUCCACUUGGGGGUGACAGAACAAACUGUGAACCCCACAUCUGACAUAUUAUAAGCUUAUAAAGUAUUGUUAUAAACAUGUUAGCCAACAGUAGCCUGCAUGUAAAAAGAAAAUGUACAAGAAUAAUAACAUUAACAAUAACAACAUUAGCAAUCCGAUCUGAUCUUGACUGAACACUUUGUUUAGUAUUAAUAAAAAGUGUAAACCAAACAUUGUACGUUUUCAUGUAUUUUUUAAUCUGCCACUGCUUUUUGAGCCGAAUUUAACACAAAUAAAAAAAUACUACAACA
Molecule: messenger RNA, 3639 nt
Organism: Dicentrarchus labrax (European seabass)
Lineage: Eukaryota; Metazoa; Chordata; Actinopteri; Moronidae
Exons: 17
Coding region: 16-2952 (978 amino acids)
Biological process (GO): proteolysis
Cellular component (GO): extracellular region
Molecular function (GO): calcium ion binding; serine-type endopeptidase activity
Source: RefSeq, a predicted model, not a curated record